This is a messenger RNA of Morone saxatilis (striped sea-bass), 1495 nucleotides long. RefSeq names its product forkhead box i1 (gene foxi1). The transcript is spliced from 2 exons. Lineage: Eukaryota; Metazoa; Chordata; Actinopteri; Moronidae. The coding region runs from base 39 to 1169 and encodes 376 amino acids. Gene Ontology annotation, molecular function: DNA-binding transcription factor activity, RNA polymerase II-specific; RNA polymerase II cis-regulatory region sequence-specific DNA binding. The record is from RefSeq and is a predicted model, not a curated record. Gene Ontology annotation, biological process: anatomical structure morphogenesis; cell differentiation; regulation of transcription by RNA polymerase II.
CAGAGAUUUAGGUUUUGGGAAUCUGGUUAGGGCGGAUUAUGAACGCUUUUGGACACCAACCAUCUAACCAGCAGACCAGCCCUAUUCAGCACCACAGCGCUCAGGAGCUCCUGGACAUGGCCGUGUACUGCGACAACUACGGUGUGUACCAACAGAACCUCCACCACCAUCACCCCCAGAGGCCCCCGACGCACCCCUCAAGCUACGGCCUCGGAGAGUACACCUCACCGUCCACGAACCCGUACCUAUGGCUGAACGGACCCAGCAUCAACUCCUCUCCUUAUCUUCCCGGGAACAACGGCACGUCCUAUAUUCAGUCCGGAUACGGGUCGAACCAGAGGCAGUUCUUGCCGCCUCCCACCGGGUUUGGUGGAGCGGACCUGGGGUGGCUGUCCAUAUCCAGCCAGCAGGAACUCUUCAAGAUGGUCAGACCACCGUACUCCUACUCAGCACUGAUAGCGAUGGCCAUUCAGAACGCCCAAGACAAAAAAUUGACUCUCAGUCAGAUCUAUCAGUAUGUAGCUGACAACUUCCCUUUCUACAAGAAGAGCAAAGCUGGAUGGCAGAAUUCCAUCCGCCACAACUUGUCACUGAACGACUGUUUCAAAAAAGUGGCCCGGGACGAGGAUGACCCCGGUAAAGGAAACUACUGGACGCUGGACCCCAACUGUGAGAAGAUGUUCGACAACGGGAACUUCAGGCGGAAGAGGAAAAGGAGAGCGGACAUAAACGGAGCCGACAGCAACGCUCUCCCCGUUAAGUCGGAAGACGGCGCGCACAAGCUGUCCGACACCGCCAGCCUCCUGAGCUCCUCCCCGCCAAGCCUGCACGGAUCCCCGGCCUCCUCCACGGAGCCCAAGUCGUCCCCGUCUCCGUCCGCGGAGCACAGCCCGUGUUUCAGCAGCUUCGUGUCCAGCGUCAACUCGCUGCUGGCGGGCAGCAGCAGCGAGGGCUCCCGGGGCGUGGAGCGGGACUACGGCUCAGGGCAUCUCGGGGGACUGUCUCAGACCAGAGAGGGCAUGUCAGGACUGGGCUCCUACUCGCCCACUUUAAUCUCUCCUCUGAACUCUGACAACAACAGAAUGAACUAUUACACCUCAGUACAGAGCCUCUCCAACCAUUUUAGUGUUAAUAACCUCAUAUACAACAGGGAAGGAACAGAGGUGUAGACUGUCUUGCUUGAUUAAAAAAGUAAUUUAUCUCUCAUUAGCCUUCACAUUUCUUUAUAGUAGCCUACUGUUAUUACUUAUUACUCAUGUUCUGGUUUAGUAGGCCUCAUUGUAAAACUAGCACUGGAACUGAACUGGUAUUUUUUUUCCAUAAUAACCUUUCCUAACUGGGAAACACUAUUUCGUUGUAUUAGAAAGGAAUACUCAUGGUUCAUAAACGGCCACUGGUUAAAAAACUGGAAAAAAUACUUAUUGUAGCUGCUGGGUUGGGCCGACUCCCUGUCCCUGAAGACAAAGUGUACAUAAAUUAUUUUCAUAAGAAGAUA